UCCACAGUCAUGCCGAAGCACGAGUUCUCUGUGGACAUGGCCUGUGAAGGAUGCUCUAACGCCGUCAGGCGGGUGCUCAACAAGCUGGGAGGAGUUGAGUUUGACAUUGACCUGCCCAACAAGAAGGUCUGCAUCAACUCUGAGCACAGCGUGGACAUUCUGCUGGAGACCCUGGAGAAAACAGGAAAGGCCGUUUCCUACCUCGGCCCCAAGUAGUGAGGGCCUGGACCCCUGAGCCCAUGAUGGACCAAAGGGAGCAGGACGCUGAUCCUCUCCUGCCUUCCAGAGAGACCUGGGGCCUGGCAGUCCUGCUCAGCGAUGGCAGUUCCUGACAGAGACCCUCACUUGCCCCGCUCCUCCCUAGCUUCCCUGUAAUAAAGUUGAGCCGCUUUUGCUGGGGAAAAAAAAA
This is a messenger RNA of Nyctereutes procyonoides (raccoon dog), 409 nucleotides long. Its product is annotated as copper transport protein ATOX1-like. Gene Ontology annotation, biological process: copper ion transport. The transcript has a single exon. Lineage: Eukaryota; Metazoa; Chordata; Mammalia; Carnivora; Canidae. Gene Ontology annotation, molecular function: copper chaperone activity; metal ion binding. The record is from RefSeq and is a predicted model, not a curated record. Gene Ontology annotation, cellular component: cytosol. Bases 10 to 216 code for a protein of 68 amino acids.